Messenger RNA from Hydatigera taeniaeformis, 2370 nucleotides. NCBI's taxonomy places the organism in Eukaryota, Metazoa, Platyhelminthes, Cestoda, Cyclophyllidea, Taeniidae. The record is from the annotation of a GenBank genome assembly.
AUGGACACUGGUCAUACACAUUCCUCAAAUGCUGAUGACAACUCAACAACUGAAACUAAGUUUGAGAGUCGAGAUUUUGAUCCACAAUCAGAGGAUAGUAAUUCCUAUUCUCCACAGUCCUGUGUCGGGUGGGACGGUACAGUGAUGCUCAGUCCAGAGCCGUGUUCUGAUCCUGCUUCUUCGGAAUGUAGAUCUCUUUCCUCCACACGCUCAGAGUGUUCCAAACUCGGGUCUUCUCCGCACUUGCACCGACAGUCAGAGCAACCCUUUAAAGCGGAGGUGGAAGAUGGCCAAGAGAGGGAUUCUGAUUCCUUGCCUCGCGAAGGAAACGGAUGUCCAAAACAAAUAAGGCGGAAUAGUUCUUUCUGCCGGCAGAGCUCGACGUGCACUACCUCUUCUAAGUACCGAUUUGGUGGUUCUGUCGGCGCAGCCUCCAAGUACCACGUACUGAAUUCAAAGAUGCAGAUGGUUUCCAAAUUAGCCCAAGGAGUUUUGGUGUGGGCUCUUCUGCCCUCAAAGUACCGGGUACCGUGGUGGCCGGGUCUUGUGGUGAGUUCUCGGCCUGUUAAACGCAAGAAUAAAGACGGCGAAGAAGUUUUCUACUAUCGAAUAAUGCUCAUCAGUUCCCCACCUCAUCUUGAAGACAUGGUCUCCUUCUUUGUUCCUCGAUGUAAUUUGCGCAUCCUCAAGACUCGGAAGGCGUUUGAAGCCUUUAUGCAAAGCUCAUUGCUUCAUGUUCUUGAAAAACCGGUAGUUAUUUCGAAUUUUACUGUCCCCACGCAUCAAGAACAGUUCUGGUUGUUGGCCAGAGAGAAGCUGGUGGAAAUGGAAAUGAUGUCAGAAAAGUCUCUGCUCUCGAGACUGAGGUACCUCCAACUUGACUUGUCUGCUCUUCGAGAAAUAUGGAAAAUUGAGGACAUGGAGCGAAGAGCAAAGCUUACUAGACUAAAGAAGAGUGGCGUAGUUGAGUCAACAACGGUGGAUGAACGUUACACUACCCUUGCGAAACAGCAGCCGGCAACUCUACCCAAGAACGAAUUCGCAUUCAAGUCUCUACUCCACGUUUUCAAAGGUAACGCACUAGCCCGCUUUAUCUGCUGCAUUUGCCUAAAGCCGGGUCGCUUGGUGCUGAAACCAAAAAAUAAGAAGGAGGGGCAGGAAGAGGAUGAAGAUGACGAGGAGACGGAGGCAGCUGAAGACCAGGACAACGGGGAGGAUGAUACUGAAGAGGAAGAAGAUCAAGGAGAAAAGGGGAAGAGAUCGAAAAGGAGUCCAAAGCCGAAGCGUCAUAUCUCCUCCUCCCUCACCGCAAAUCAUGUCAAGCAGGCGACUAAAGCACAAAAGGCAUAUGCUCGCAAACUGACCGAGAUCGAGGCUGCAGCCAUGCAAACAUGGCCGAUUUUGGUGCCGUGUGCUGGAUGCUGUCCAAAUUACCUACAUUUAGUUUGUGCUACCACCGUAGAUAGUCAUUGUGCUUGGGAGGAGGAUCAGGGGCCUCCAAAAGUUUUUUGCUGCCUCUGCAGGGAGGGACUUCGUCAGUGCUGCCUCUGCUUAGAGGUACAGCCGGCCCUGAACCGUAGUCGUGGUCGCCAAAAUGAACGGGUGCUGCGCCGUUGCGCUGCAUCCAAUUGUCGUCGGUGGUUUCACCGCACCACUUGUUUGCGAAGACUGCCUCACGAAUUGCUGGUGCGCGAUGGCAGUGCAGAGAGCUUUAAUUGCCCCGCUCACACCUGCAUGGCCUGCUACGCCGAGACCCCAGGCAUUUGGCCUCACCCCACUAGCUACUUUGUACACUGCUUUCUUUGCCCAGCUACCUUCCAUGCCGAUGAGUGGUGUAUUCCCGCUGGCUCUAUCUGGCUCUCCCGAUACUGGAUAGUCUGCUCGCGCCACGCGUUACAGAGCCAACCGCAGAGUCUUCUUCAACCACCACCUCAUCUCAUUCAGCUUAAAAAAUCUCAGCCAUCACAACCCAAGGUCGAAGCCUCUCUUCAUAACAGUAUCGCACACUCUCCUACCCACUCCGAGGCCCAUUCACUUGAACAUACUGCUCUUCCUUCUACCCUUGUGGAACUUAAUCGAUCGCCGUCGUCGUCCACAAUAGACCCUUCUGUUCAGAGUGAUGGGAGUGGCGUGGAUACUAAUUGUGUUGAAGAAAAAUCGGCUCCUGAAUCGUCUCUCACCUUGUAUAAACAGCUGGGUCUCAGCCUAAUCCUCCUCUCAAAUGAACAACGUCUUCUACUAGCCAACUGGUUUCGACCAACUAACAUCUCCUGGUGCCUGAUUUGCUCAAGGGCCGGGGAGAUUGUCUGCUGUGAGGGAUGCCCGUCUUCCUUCCACUUAGAAUGCUUACAUGUCGAUGAUGUGAGUUAA